GAGAGAGAGAGAGAGAGAGAGAGAGAGAGAGAGAGAGAGACUAGAACAGAACUCAACUCAACGGCAGGACAGAGAGAGACCCAGUGAAGAAGUGAAGCUACAACUGAAGACUUCAGAAGGAGACUAUCACCAUGGCGAUAUUGACCAUCAUUCUGCUUGUCAGCACAGCUUUUGCUCUGGGAGAUGCUAUGAUACGACCCUGUGAGGAUGCUAGAGAUGCCGCUAAACAUGGCCCACCUGGAGCCUACGUCCCCACGUGUGACGACAAUGGACAAUACACCCCUGAGCAAUGUUCGGGCUCUACAGGUUACUGUUGGUGUGUGACCAGCUACGGACAGAAGAUCCAGGGUACAGAGACUCCACCAGGCACUGCUAUCAACUGCUAGCAACUGUUCCACCAAGGAGUUCAGCAGAGUCCACAAUCAGAACCAUGCUACUCUGAGGCUGAAGAAUUGUUCCAGGCCACUGAGGGAUGAAAGACCCCUUUACUGAAUCUACAUCUUCACAUUUCACUAAAUCAUUCCAUUGUUUGCUUCAUGCAUUCUAUCCUGUAAAAUGAAGUAUAUGUUCUUGGUCUUUACAUGAGUGAAUGUUGUAUUUGCAAUUGUAGGAUGACUUGAUGAAUGAUGAUUCUUA
Messenger RNA from Salmo salar (Atlantic salmon), 636 nucleotides. The record is from RefSeq and is a predicted model, not a curated record. NCBI's taxonomy places the organism in Eukaryota, Metazoa, Chordata, Actinopteri, Salmoniformes, Salmonidae.